This is a messenger RNA of Cuculus canorus (common cuckoo), 2311 nucleotides long. It is a transcript of the gene PKM, whose product is annotated as pyruvate kinase M1/2. NCBI's taxonomy places the organism in Eukaryota, Metazoa, Chordata, Aves, Cuculiformes, Cuculidae. Gene Ontology annotation, cellular component: cytoplasm. The transcript is spliced from 11 exons. Gene Ontology annotation, molecular function: potassium ion binding; pyruvate kinase activity; magnesium ion binding. Bases 176 to 1768 code for a protein of 530 amino acids. Gene Ontology annotation, biological process: glycolytic process; cellular response to insulin stimulus. The record is from RefSeq and is a predicted model, not a curated record.
AAGGAGUCCCGGCGCCCUGCCCCCUCUCGGCUCCCGAGGCGGGCGGCGGAGGGAUCCGCGCCGAGGGGGGGAAGGGGCGGUGCUGCGCCCGGGAUCACCUUGCCGGCGUGGGGCGGCGGCGCGCAGAGCGGCACUGGCUCUCGGCGGGGACGGCAGACACAGGAUUCCAGCAACAAUGUCGAAGCACCACGAUGCAGGGACCGCUUUCAUCCAGACCCAGCAGCUGCAUGCUGCCAUGGCGGACACCUUCCUGGAACACAUGUGCCGCUUGGACAUCGAUUCGGAGCCAACCAUUGCCAGAAACACCGGCAUCAUCUGCACCAUCGGCCCAGCCUCCCGCUCGGUGGAGAAGCUGAAGGAAAUGAUUAAAUCUGGAAUGAAUGUUGCCCGCCUGAACUUCUCUCAUGGCACCCAUGAGUAUCAUGAGGGCACAAUCAAGAACGUACGAGAAGCUACAGAGAGCUUUGCCUCUGAUCCCAUCACCUACAGACCUGUGGCUAUUGCACUGGAUACCAAGGGACCUGAAAUCCGCACUGGACUCAUUAAGGGAAGUGGCACAGCAGAAGUGGAGCUCAAGAAAGGUGCACCGCUCAAAGUGACCCUGGAUGAUGCCUUCAUGGAGAACUGCGAUGAGAAUGUGCUGUGGGUAGACUACAAGAAUCUCAUCAAGGUUAUAGAAGUUGGCAGCAAAAUCUAUGUGGACGAUGGUCUGAUUUCCUUGCUGGUUAAGGAAAAAGGCAAGGACUAUGUCAUGACGGAGAUCGAGAACGGCGGCAUGCUUGGCAGCAAGAAGGGAGUGAACCUGCCUGGCGCUGCGGUUGACCUGCCCGCGGUCUCUGAGAAGGACAUUCAGGACCUCAAAUUCGGUGUGGAGCAGAAUGUGGAUAUGGUGUUUGCUUCCUUCAUCCGCAAAGCUGCUGAUGUCCAUGCUGUAAGGAAGGUGCUAGGGGAAAAGGGAAAGAACAUCAAGAUCAUCAGCAAGAUCGAGAACCAUGAGGGUGUGCGCAGGUUUGAUGAGAUCAUGGAGGCCAGCGAUGGCAUUAUGGUGGCCCGUGGUGACCUGGGAAUUGAGAUCCCUGCUGAAAAAGUCUUCCUUGCCCAGAAGAUGAUGAUUGGGCGUUGCAACAGGGCUGGCAAACCCAUCAUCUGCGCCACUCAGAUGCUGGAAAGCAUGAUCAAGAAGCCUCGCCCGACCCGUGCUGAGGGCAGCGAUGUUGCUAAUGCUGUCCUGGAUGGCGCGGACUGCAUCAUGCUCUCUGGAGAGACAGCCAAGGGAGACUACCCGCUUGAGGCUGUGCGCAUGCAGCACGCUAUUGCCCGGGAGGCCGAAGCCGCCAUCUUUCACAGGCAAUUGUUUGAGGAACUGCGUCGUCUGACUCCCCUGAACUGUGAUCCCACGGAGGCCGCUGCUGUUGGCGCUGUCGAAGCGUCCUUCAAGUGCUGCAGCGGGGCCAUUAUUGUCCUCACCAAGUCUGGAAGGUCGGCGCACCUGGUGUCCCGGUACCGCCCGCGGGCUCCCAUCAUUGCUGUGACCCGCAAUGACCAGACUGCACGCCAGGCCCACCUCUACCGGGGCAUCUUCCCCGUCCUCUGCAAAGAGCCCGCCCAUGACUCCUGGGCGGAGGAUGUGGACCUCCGCGUGAACCUGGGCAUGAACGUCGGCAAAGCGCGUGGGUUCUUCAAGAGCGGUGACCUGGUCAUCGUGCUGACCGGCUGGCGCCCCGGCUCUGGCUACACCAACACCAUGCGCGUGGUGCCCGUCCCCUGAACGCCCGCGCCCACCGCCUUCCCCCACCCCUCUGCCCCCGCCAUAGCCCAGCCAUCGCUUGCGAAGUUCUCCUUGUCUCUAGAGUGGACGUAGGUUGCUAAACACCACCCAGAGCCGCAGCAGCAGGGGGAAGAGACCCCAAAUCACUAAAAUUAUACUUGAAGUAUUUAGGUUUUCUUUUUUAAACCUCUCCUGGUAGUGAAGCUCUGCCCCGACGUGUCAUGCUGCAGGGACCCCGGGCUGUCCGUGGGGUGUCCCGCUCCCUGCCCUGGUUCGGGUGCUGGGAAGGGGAGGCGAUGGAUGGGCUGUGCUGCCCUGUCUCUCUCCUUGCUGGAGCAAAAGCCCCUCCGAGCCACUUCCCCGACCCCGAUCCGGCCCGCUGAGCUGGCUGUUGGGGCUGGGGGUAGAAGGGCACCCCCCUCGCACAGAGCUCCCCGCGCUCCCGGCAGCCUCCCCCGUGUUGGUGUCCCCCGGUUCCCCCCCGCCCGUCACUCCCCGGGGCGGCAGAGCACGACUCCAUCAAUAAAGAGAAGCUGAAGCACC